This is a messenger RNA of Durusdinium trenchii, 435 nucleotides long. Lineage: Eukaryota; Dinophyceae; Suessiales; Symbiodiniaceae. The record is from the annotation of a GenBank genome assembly.
AUGGACUUUGCUUUGGGCUUCGAUGAGACCUACAAUCAGCCUGAGAACUUCGAGAACUUCAAGAAGGCCGUUCGUGACCGCCUUGCUCCACUCAAGACCUGUCACCUGAACACCUACUGGACGCGCAGCGCUUGUGGAGUUAGCGUCUUGAAUGAGGAAGGCGCCGCCAGCGGCAAGAAGAAGAAGAAGGACAAGCCAACCAAGAAAAGCAAGGACAUUCAUCACUUCAGCUGGAACUCAAUCAAGGCAUCUUCGGUGCGCUUGACGGCAGUGGCUGUACGUUCUGCAGAGCUCGCAGCUAUGGGGGUUGAUGCUGACAAUGCUGGAUUUGAGAAGGAUGGGGAGGAGAUCAUGAACUUGAAAGUCAACGGAGCGCUUGCCUUGCACUUCUUGUGCACAGAGAAUCCCUAUGAACACUUGACCCAGCUCAAUUGA